Messenger RNA from Pantherophis guttatus, 2014 nucleotides. The record is from RefSeq and is a predicted model, not a curated record. Lineage: Eukaryota; Metazoa; Chordata; Lepidosauria; Squamata; Colubridae.
AGCGAGCCGGGCAAAGGGUCAGCCGCUUGAUUGCAGCAGCCCAGAUGUCCUGGGCCGUGAGAAGGGAAGCAGGAGACCAAAAACUGCUGCUGGAGCUGAAGGAUGAAGUCAUCUCCUUGCUGCUUGUCCCUUUCUUCUGGGGCCUCCGGAGAGGAAUUAGGUGAGACCACAUCCUUCGAUUCUUUGGAAUCCAGUGUCUUCUGCAGUGAAGAAGGGCCAGGAUGCUUGCUACAGCACAUACCUCCAUCCUUGGACUGCAUGACCGUCAACGUUGGAGGUGCCCGCUUUGUGCUGUCCCAGAAGAAGCUUUGUUGUUAUCCGGACACUCGGCUGGGCAAGCUAGCAGUAAUGGUUUCAGCUGCCCGGGAUGUUGCCUCCAGCCUUUUGGAACUCUGUGAUGAUGCCAAUUUGGUGGAGAAUGAAUAUUUUUUUGAUCGGAACUCUCAAGCAUUCAGUUAUGUCCAUAACUAUUACCAAACUGGCAGGCUACAUGUAAUGGAUCAGCUGUGUGCACUUUCCUUCCUGCAGGAGAUCCAGUAUUGGGGGCUGGAUGAGCUCAUGAUUGAUUCCUGCUGCAGGGACAGGUACUUCAGAAGGAAAGAGCUGAGUGAAACUUUGGAUAUCAAAAAAGAUGCUGAAGAAGUGGAGACCCAAGUUGAAGAAGAAGAUUUCUCUGGAAGUCUGUGUUCUACCACCAGACAAAAGCUAUGGGAAGUCUUAGAAAAACCAACUUCUUCUGUUGCUGCCAGGACUUUUGGCACAAUCUCCAUGAUUUUUGUCAUCAUUUCGAUUGCCAACAUGGCUCUGAUUUCAGUGGAAUUGACCUGGAUGCCAGCCCAGCUACUUGAUACUUUGGAGUAUGUGUGUAUUGCUUGGUUCACAGGAGAACUUUUGUUACGCUUUCUCUGUGCGCGGAAUCGAUGCCGCUUUUUAAAGAAUAUAGCAAAUAUCAUAGACCUUCUGGCUAUUUUGCCCUUCUACAUCACAUUGUUGGUGGAGAGCUUGCGAGGCGAACGCAGCUCCCAGGAGUUGGAAAACAUGGGACGUAUUGUGCAAGUGCUGAGGUUGCUGAGGGGUCUACGCAUGUUGAAGUUGGGCAGGCAUUCAACAGGUUUGCGUUCCCUUGGGAUGACCAUUGCUCAGUGCUAUGAAGAGGUUGGCAUGCUUCUCCUUUUCCUCUCUGUGGGCAUCUCCAUCUUCUCCACCAUAGAAUACUUUGUUGAGCAAGGUAUCCAUGACACAACCUUCACAAGUGUGCCUUGUGCUUGGUGGUGGGCUACCACCUCCAUGACAACCGUUGGCUAUGGAGACAUUAGGCCAGAUACAACUGUUGGCAAGGUUGUGGCCUUUAUGUGCAUAUUAUCUGGAAUAUUAGUCCUAGCUUUACCAAUUGCCAUCAUCAAUGAUCGCUUUUCUGCCUGCUAUUUUACCCUGAAGAUAAAAGAAGCUGCCCUUCGCCAGCGGGAAGCCCUAAAGAAGCUCACAAAGAAUAUGUCGAGUGACUCUAAUAUCAACAUUAAUUUGCGAGAUGUAUAUGCUCGAAGUGUAAUGGAUGUGUUGAAGUUCAAAAGCCGAGAAAGAACAAGUACUAGGAGUAGCGCUGGUGAUGAGUUUUGGUUUUGAAGACACACACACGUCCAUGCAUACACACAAACACACACACACACACAAACACAUACACACACAGUAUGAGAGAUGCCUAAGGUGGUAAUAGCUUUAAUAACAACAAUGAAUGCAAAGCUAAUGGUUCUUUAUUUUCCCCCAUGCAAAUCUGCUUAUCUAAGUUGCUGAGCAUAUGAACAACUAAUAUAGUCCAAAGGUAUAUUAAAAAGUAAAACAAAACAAGAAAAAUAUUCUCAGGGUACAUAAAUGCAAAUUCUCUUUAACGUUUUCAUCUUUCAUUAGAAAACAAUGGGGGGGGAUCUAUCCCAGUGGAUUAAUAUUCCAUUCUUUGGCUGUAACCUUUUUAUGCUCAUUCCAUUAUGAAAAGAAUAAAAGAUUAACAACAUAAAAA